GCGAAUAAUUUAUGCAAUUAGUGUAAAAGUAGCGUUUAUAUAUUUUGUUUAUAUUUAGUAAACUGUUUAUAAAAAAUCCCUCUAUAACUUUAGUUGGGACCAAUUGAUUUGUGUACGCAUCACUUAACUCGCGCUGUUCGCCGACUCUCGCAAAUCGCACUCGACUCUUGUAAUUUCAGUCUUUCUUCCUAGUUCUGUCGUUACUCGUUCGCGAAAUCAGUUGAGUUUUUGCUGGUGCGGAGCAAACGGACUGAAUUUUUGUUAUAUUGUUGCGAAAAGACUUAAAAAAAUUGUCAAAAAUUCGAAAUAAAUACAAAAAGUAAAUGAGUAAAAUUCAAAAUAUUUAAAAAUUGUGAAUUUUAAUUGAAAAUAAAUUGCGCGGAGAAAAACAUUGUUUUUAAUAAAUAUCUGAAUUGAUGUGCAAUUAAAUAUCGCUAUAUUGUUGGAGUUUUAUAUUACAUUGGAAAAAAGGCGCAAAAACCUUACAAAGCAAUGUUUGAUUCAAUAGAUGUUGCUGGUGAUAAACGUCGGCGUUUAAAAAUGUUGAUUCAACAAACCGUGGAAAAUCAGCAAUGUUUCGAGUGCCAAUAAAUGAUUGAAAAUCUAAAAUGAACUUAACUUUUAUUCACUUACACUUAGAAUUUGCUUUAAAGACUCUUUAAAAUAAACCUCUUACACUGAAGAAUUGUAAGAAAUAAACAAAACAAAACGGAAUAAAUAGCCGAAACUUUUCGGUCGAUGUUUAUAAUUUCUGACACAAAAUGCACUCAAUCGCUGUCGGCAAAACCGCUUUAACUCAGUUGAAACAUUUUGUAAUUGUGCGAAAGCGAUUUCAUAGAGUGCAACCACAUAUAAACCAAAUUCAAACUUGGGAAGUUUUGACUCUUUCUGCUAAUGUCAACACAGCCGCUGCAGCUCAAAUAAAGGCAUCAGUGUCGAGUGAUCGUAUUUUGAAAUUUAAUAAAACAUUUCCGGAAAUCAUUUUUUUCCUUCCACCAAAUGAACAUACACAACUUUUUAAUUUUUCUAUAAUUUCAUCGUUAUUAAGAUAUUCAAAAUAAGCUUUGAGAUUGCGCUUGAAAAUUUUGAAUUUAAAACAACAAAUAAGGAAAAUCAUAAAUAAUCAAGUGAAAGCGGCGUAAAUUGUACGAAGUUACGCAUAUUUAAUACCAAAAUAAACAUUAUAAUAAAGACGUCUCAAUGAUGGCAGAUCAUAUGGAUGAACCACCGCAGAAGCGGACUAAAAUGGAUCCAACGGAUUACGUUUCCGUUUUAGAAGAUGAUUUACCGGAUGAAUUAGUUACUGGUAACAGUAAUUGGCCGGACCCUCUUGGCGGUGGCGGUGGACCAGGAGGAUCAGGCGCAGGUCUUGGUGUCAAUGUAGUAGGUGGACCCAACAAACCCCCUGCUCAAGGUCCUGGACCAGGUGGACCACAAAUGAAUGGCGCAAGCGACGAUAACACAGGAGGAAACCAAGGUGGUGGUGGCAAUCCACUACGUCAAAUGCAACAUCAUCAACAUCUGCAACAAUUAUUGCAACAACAAGGUAAUAAGAAUACAGGAAUGAUCGGCAAUCCAAUGGGUGCAGCUGGAAUGAAUCAGUUAGGAAGUAAAUCGCCUAACUUGCAAUCACCAAACGCAGCAGGCAUGCAAGUAGUUGGUGGUCAAAUGGGUAUGGUUAACUCAAUGUCAAUGUCUAUAGCCAACAAUGGUACUCCCGGAAUGAAUACAAUGCCUGGCAUGAACACGAUUGCUCAGGGGAAUUUAGGUGGUAUGGUGAUUACCAAUAGCAAUUUAGGAGGUUUGGGUGGCGGUGCUGGAAUGGUGAAUACAUUAAAACAACAAAUUGGUGCAGGUGCCGGUGGAAUGAUGAAUGCUGGACCUGGUGGCGUGGGACCAGUUGGAAAUAUGGGUCCCGUUGGUGGAGCAAAUCAAGGCAUGCAUUUAGGUGGCGGACCUGGUCAUCCGCAAAGUUUACAAAAUGGACCGAUGAUGGGUAGAAUGGUUGGACAACAUCUUCUACGUGGGCCCAGUCCACACUUAAUGGCUGGCAAUGGGCCUGGUGUUGGACCAGGGGGUGGUCCGCGAAUGCAAAAUCCAAAUAUGCAAAUGGCUCAACGAGCAGAUGUGUUAAACGGUAAUCUUACAUACGGUGGUCCAGGUCAAAUGGCUAAUAUGGUUGGCGGUAAUGUAGCAGGCGGACCGAAUGGACCUUACGGAAAUGCCGUGGGAGGUGUUGGAAAUUAUGGUGGUCCUAUUAAUGCCCAGGGUGGCAUUAAUGUAAAUCCCAAUAAUCCACAGCAGCAACUUUUGGCACAGCAAAUGGCACAACGUGGUGGUGUUCAUCCUAUGCAACAGGGUAACCGACCUGGUGUACCCAUUGGAAUGGCUGGAGUUGGUAAUGACGGAUCACUUGGAGGUCUAGUGGGUGGUCCACAACAACAACAACAAUCACAAAUGGGUCCAAAUCCCCAACAAAAUGCGCAAGGUGGUGUCAUGGGAGGACCACGACCUCCGCAACCUGGAGGUGGCCCUCAACAAAAUCAAAUCCUUCAUCAGCAGCAACAACAACCGGGUACAUCCCAACAAUCUGGUGGUGGUACUGCUGGUGGAAGUGGUGGUGGAAACACAGGCAGUGGAUCUAGUGGUGGAGGCCAACAUCUCUCUGAAGAGCGAAAAAAGCACAUACAGCAACAACUGGUGCUCCUCUUACAUGCGCAUAAGUGCAACCGUCGCGAAUCUCUGAACCCUAACCGUGAAAAAUGCAUAGUUCCCUAUUGUAAAUCUAUGCAAGAUGUGCUGGCGCAUAUGGCGAACUGUAAACAGAGUAAAGAAUGCAGCGUUCAGCAUUGUACUUCGUCUCGUCAAAUAUUGCUGCAUUAUAAAACUUGCACACGUUCGGAUUGUAUUAUAUGUUUUCCGUUCCGUCAGCAACAGAGUUUCCACAACAACGCAAGUGGCGCUAAUGCGAAUGCAAAUACUAACCAACCAUUACAAGGUAUUGUAAAACAACAACAGCAACAGCAGCCAGAUGGAAAUACCGUAGGAGGUGGUGGUCCGCAAAAUUCUGGUAUACCACAACAGAAUACUGGUGGCACAAAUAUUAUUACUGGAACCGGUGGUCAAGUUGGCAUGACCGGAGGUCCAAAUCAACAAUUAGGUAUGAAGUCUAAUGUAGACAUGUCUCAACAAAUGCAACAACAGAACUCACAGAAUCAAAAUCAAGAGAUUCGACGGUUUGAUAGUUUGGGAAUGCAAGGGGCUGUUUCUAACUCCGGACCAGGAGCUAAUAUGCUGCAAAAUAAUGCAGUGAAUCCACAACAACAAUUACAAGGUAUUCGUAUGCCGGGAGGCGGACCGGCGGUGCGAGUUAUGUCAGCUCAAGUUGGUGGACCCGGAGGUGUUAUAGGGGGUGGAGGACCGAAUUCAAAUACAAUCAUGGGAAGUAAUAUGAUGAUUGGAGGAGCUGGAGGGCAGGAUAACAGCAUGCAACAACAAAACCAAAAUGUUCAACAACUUUUACAGGGCGGCGGUGGCGGCGGUCAUAACAAUCCACAACUAGCUGGUUUAAUCGGAGGCCCUAACACCAACAAUACUGGUCCAAAUCAACAAAAUGCUGGACAACAAUCACAGCAAUCAAACAUUCCUCUAUCAGUUAAUGUUCAUAAUAUUAAUAACAAUUCCGCUUUUAAUAAUGCACAGUUAGGAGCUAAUAAUGCCGGUAACUCAGCAGACAUGGGAGCAACGGGCGGAAACGGACCACCACCUAACAAGCAGCUGGUGGGACCGCAAGAGUUGGCCAAGAUGAAAAUGCAGUCGUACAAUGUCAUUAUGGCUAAUUCGACGACAGUGAGUGGCCCAGCUGGCGCACCUGGUGGAGUCGUCGGCGGUAACAACAAUUCAGGUGCUUCUGGCGUACCUGGCGGAGCCAAUGUAAAUUCAGGUGGCAUGGUAGGAGCUCAAAGUAAUAACUCAUCCAGUGGUGGUGCAACCACUUCACAGGGCGGUAACAGCAGCGCAAGUAAUAAUGCUGGUACUGAAGAAAGAGACUGGCGUGAAUCGGUGACUGCUGAUCUUCGAAAACACCUUGUUCAUAAGCUUGUACAAGCAAUAUUCCCAACAUCUGAUCCGACAACCAUGGCUGAUAAACGUAUGGCCAAUUUGGUUUCUUACGCUGAAAAAGUUGAGAAAGAUAUGUAUGAGGCAGCUAAGUCACGGUCAGAAUAUUACCAUCUACUGGCCGAAAAGAUCUACAAGAUACAAAAGGAGUUAGAAGAGAAGCGCAUCAAACGAAAGGAACAGCAAAUGUUAAUAAUGCAGCAACAGCAACAAGGAAGUGGUGGAGGGGCGGGGUCCGGCCCCGGACAAGGACCAGGUCCAAGUAAUGCGGUGCCAGUUGGUCAACAACUUCCCAUUGGACAUCCCCAAGCUCAGCAAACUCAGAUUCGACCUUUGAUCAGUCCUAUGGGUGGCAGUGGAGGCCAAGGUAUGCCGUUAGGUGCUGCUGGAAUGAUGCAAACACAAAUGCGAGGACAAGCUCCCGGUAAUGUGGGAAUGAUGCCUGGACAAGCAAGCCAAAAUAUGGUAGGAAUACGUGGUCAAUCUCCUGGUGGUAACUUGCUAUCUAUGCAUCCACAACAGAGAAUGCAGUUUCCACAACAACAAGGCAAUUUAUUGGUUGGUCCUCCGGGGCCUAGUCCAAAUAGUGGCAUGGGGGUUAUGCCAACAUCUACACCACAAAAUAUUGUCGUACCAAGCCCUGUUUUAUCUCCUUACGGUGUUCAAGUAAUUCCAGCUAGUCAAGUAAGUGCCGGUGGAGUGUUGACAAGUCCUGUUCCCGGUCAACAACAACAAUUUAUCACGGCCAAUGGUGGGAAUAAUUCACAAUCAGCGCAGCAAAUUUCUGAAAUAAUGAAGCAAAGGCUUUUGCAAGCACAACAACAGCAACAACAACAACAACAACAACAGCAUCAGAACAAUAUGUUAUUGCCACAAUCACCAUUUAACAAUCCUGCUUCUCAUAUGCAACAACAACAGCAAGCGCAGCAGCAACAACAGCAAGCGCAGCAGCAACAACAGCCACAAAACCCCUUUCCUUCACCAAUGUCACAACAACAGAAACAAAAUAUCGCUUCGGUGGGAAAUAUGCCUCCGACACCUACUAGUCUUGAGUCAUUAGUCGGUGGAAAUUCGGUAGGUGCGAAUACCACAACUGGUGGCCCCUCAACAGGUGUUAUGGUAGCCGCGCCCAGUCCCUCACCAAAUUUCACCUCGAAUGGUCCAAUAGGAACACCUUCCAACAAUCCUCCAUCAGUAACAUCGCUUAUGCAGCCACUUAGUGAACGAGCAAGCAGUACUCCACCCAUUAUGGCACCGUCCCCGGCAUCGGCAGCAUCUGCAACUACACUGUCUGUGAAUGCUAGUACAGCGUCCAGCAAUGUGGGUGUGCCAUUGAGCAGUGGUGGUACUACAAUGACGACAACUGCGUCAUCUUCCAACACUCAGUUGUCGGUGAAACCUAAUGCCAUUAACACAAGUAGUAAUGGUCCGUCUAUGACACAGCAGCAGCAGCAGCAGCAACACCAGCAAUUAUCGAUGGGUAAAGGCGGUAACAGCAAUAGCUGUAAUAGUGUCAGUGCAGCAGCCACAACUACAACAACAUCGACUGUGAUGAGUUCGCGUCCUACAUCAAGUAGUAAUCUUUCAUCGCAAAUGGCAGCGCUUGAAGCAGCUGCGCGUGAUAACGAUGAAACUCCUCCCUCGCCAAGUGCUGAUUCUGGCGGUGAAAGUGGCAACGCUUCCAAAGGCAAGUUGGAUUCCAUUAAGCAAGAAGAUGAAAUUAAGAAAGAGUACAUGGAAGAUGGUAGCGGUGGUGGAGACAAUUCUCAGAUGGACACACAAUCUUCGGCCGGUGUUGGUAAAAAUGUUAAUAAUGAUGGCACCAACAUGAAAGUUGAAAUCAAGACUGAAGACGGAGACAGCAUUAUUAAAAGUGAACCAAUGGACACGGACGACAAUAAUGCCACAAAUGGUGUUGGCGGAAUUGGGAAUGCAGGAGAUUGUAAAAACGAAGGUAAGGCAUCAGCUGAUGGUGAUACUAAAGUCAAAUCCGAAACAAAACCUGUAGUGCCAGAACCACUGAUGCCAAAUGCUGGUGAUAAGAAAAAGAAAUGCGUAUUUAACCCAGAGGAGUUAAAACAGGCACUACUACCAACACUUGAUAAGUUGAUGCGUCAUGAACCAGAAUCGGCACCUUUUCGAUAUCCCGUGGAUCCGCAAAUACUUGGUAUACCAGACUACUUUGAUAUUGUGAAGAAACCCAUGGAUUUGGGAACAAUACGUAACAAUUUGAUGAAUGGCAAAUAUAAUGAUCCAUGGGAGUAUGUCGAUGAUGUAUGGCUAAUGUUUGACAAUGCUUGGCUAUAUAAUCGUAAAACUUCUCGUGUUUACCGAUACUGCACAAAGUUAUCUGAAGUAUUUGAGCAAGAAAUCGAUCCUGUAAUGCAAGCACUGGGCUACUGCUGUGGUCGAAAGUACACAUUCAAUCCACAAGUGCUAUGUUGCUUUGGAAAGCAAUUAUGUACCAUACCUAGGGACGCCAAGUAUUACAGUUAUCAAAAUAGUCUAAAGGAUUAUGGUGUUGCCUCAAACAGAUACACCUUCUGCCAAAAAUGUUUCAACGACAUACAAGGAGACACUGUAACUCUCGGCGACGAUCCCCAGCAAUCCCAAACACAAAUUCGUAAAGAUCAAUUCAGAGAGAUGAAAAAUGAUCAUUUAGAGCUUGAGCCGUUUGUAGAUUGCCAGGAAUGUGGUCGCAAGCAACAUCAGAUUUGUGUACUCUGGCUAGACACUAUUUGGCCAGGUGGUUUUGUCUGUGACAAUUGCUUGAAGAAGAAGAAUUCCAAAAGAAAGGAGAACAAGUUCAAUGCGAAACGACUGCCCACCACAAAACUUGGUAUUUAUAUUGAGACUCGUGUGAAUAACUUUUUGAAAAAGAAAGAAGCCGGUGCUGGUGAGGUACACAUACGGGUUGUAUCCUCCUCUGAUAAAUGUGUAGAGGUAAAGCCAGGCAUGCGACGACGAUUUGUCGAUAAUGGGGAAAUGUGUUCAGAGUUUCCAUAUCGUGCGAAAGCCUUAUUCGCCUUUGAAGAGGUUGACGGUGUUGACGUUUGCUUCUUUGGCAUGCAUGUACAAGAAUAUGGUUCGGAAUGUCCACAACCAAACACGCGACGUGUGUAUAUCGCCUAUUUAGAUUCGGUACAUUUCUUUAAACCUCGUCAGUAUCGAACCGCCGUAUAUCAUGAGAUACUGCUGGGUUAUAUGGACUAUGUGAAACAGCUGGGUUACACAAUGGCACAUAUUUGGGCUUGUCCACCUUCCGAGGGUGACGACUAUAUAUUCCAUUGUCAUCCGACGGAUCAGAAAAUACCUAAACCGAAACGAUUGCAGGAAUGGUAUAAAAAAAUGCUGGACAAAGGUAUGAUUGAGCGCACCAUACAGGAUUACAAAGAUAUAUUGAAGCAAGCAAUGGAAGACAAAUUGACAUCAGCGGCAGAGUUGCCCUAUUUUGAAGGCGAUUUCUGGCCUAAUGUACUGGAAGAAAGUAUCAAAGAGUUAGACCAAGAGGAAGAGGAGAAACGCAAACAAGCCGAAGCAGCAGAAGCUGCUGCGGCAGCCAAUAUAUUUUCAAUUGAAGAUAAUGAAGUUAGUGGUGAUGGCAAGAAAAAAGGCCAGAAGAAAGCGAAGAAAUCCAAUAAAUCCAAAGCUGCACAGCGUAAAAACAACAAGAAAACCAAUGAACAACAGACAGGCAAUGACCUCUCUGCCAAGAUCUAUGCCACAAUGGAGAAACACAAGGAGGUGUUCUUUGUGAUUCGCCUGCAUUCGGCACAAUCAGCUGCGAGUUUAGCGCCUAUACAAGAUCCAGAUCCAUUAUUAGCAUGCGAUCUGAUGGAUGGCCGAGAUGCGUUCCUAACACUCGCAAGAGACAAGCACUUCGAAUUUUCAUCACUUCGUCGUGCACAGUUUUCUACGCUAUGCAUGCUGUACGAACUGCACAACCAAGGACAAGACAAGUUCGUCUACACAUGCAACAAUUGCAAAACUGCGGUGGAAACCCGAUACCACUGCACCGUUUGUGAUGACUUUGAUCUCUGUUCGGUGUGCAAGGAGAAAGUUGGACAUCCACAUAAAAUGGAGAAACUUGGCUUGGACAUUGAUGAUGGCUCAUCACCGGCUGAUCUCAAACAGGCUAACCCUCAAGAGGCGCGCAAACAAUCCAUACAACGGUGCAUUCAGUCAUUGGUGCACGCAUGCCAGUGUCGUGACGCUAAUUGUCGCCUGCCUUCGUGCCAGAAGAUGAAACGUGUGGUUCAGCAUACCAAGAACUGCAAACGCAAGACCAAUGGAGGCUGUCCAAUUUGCAAACAACUAAUAGCGCUUUGCUGUUACCAUGCCAAGCACUGCCAGGAGCAGAAAUGCCCAGUACCGUUCUGUCCAAAUAUUAAACACAAGCUCAAACAACAACAAUUGCAACAAAAAUUACAACAGCAACAGCUAUUACGGCGUCGUAUGGCUCUUAUGACUCGCACCGUUACUACACCAGCUGCUUUAGCUGGUGGUCCAGUUGUUGGAGCGGGCCCAGUUGUAGUGCCUAGUGGUGUUGUUGGACCUGGUGGGGUUGGCGUUGGUGUUGGUGUGGGUGUGGGUGUGGGUGUGGGUGUACCCGGCGUAAAUGUUGGUCAGUCAAGUAUGCCUGGGCAACCAGCUCUAAUGGCGGCGAAUACUGCUGGUGGCAUGAGUCCAUCUACAGUGGCUGUACCCUCGCCGGUAUCGGCACAGAUGAGCGGAGGUAUGACAUCACCGCAUCCACAUCAACCUGGUAUUGGAAUGAAGCCUGCCGGUGGUCAUUCACCUUCACCCACUGUUUUGCAAGUAGUUAAACAGGUCCAAGAAGAAGCCGCUCGACAACAAGGUGGUCCCAUGCCGCCUCCGGUUAUUCAACGUCACAUAGGAGGAAUGCCUAAUCAAGGCAAUCCUGGUGGUGGUGGUAUGAUAGGAAGCAAUGUGGGCAAUGUUGGCGUCGGGGUUGGCGGUGUGGGUGUUGGGCAAAUGGGUCAAGGUGGUGUUAAUGCUGUUAUGGGCAAUAAUAUGCCGAUGGAUCAGUGGGGUGGCGGUAAUCGGUUUCAGACAAAUGUCAAUCCAGGAAUGCGGCAACCAAAUCAAACCCAGGUACAAAUGCAGCAGAAUACAAUGCAGCCGAAUAUGAUGGGCAUGGUUGGGGCCGGCGGUUCGAAUCAAAUGCUUGGCGGUCCGGUUGGCAAUAUGGGUGGCAAUGCUGGUGGCGCUGGUGUUGGUGGAAUGAACAGCCCUGGCGGUGGCAUGGGAGGCAUGGUCGCUGGCGGCCAGGUUGGUGGGCCCGGUAGUGGCAUUCGGCCGCAAGGUGGCCAGCAUAAUGCAACUGUUGAUAGUGGUCAGACGCUGAAUGAAGCACAACUUGCGCUCAUCAUGCAGAAGAUUAAAAACAAUCCAUCACAUGACAACCAACAAAUACUGCAAGUCCUGAAACGUAAUCCGCGAAUAAUGGCUGCCAUCAUUAAGCAACGGCAACAGAGCCAACCGAAUGCCAGUGGAAGUGGUGGCGGUGGUCCAGCGGGGAAUGGACAACAGCAACAGCAACAGCAGCAGCAACAACAACAACAACAGCAAGUGAUGCAACAAAACCAACAGUUACAACACAUGAUGAGCCAGCAGCAGCAGCAGCAAAUGUCUCAAGCGAAUCAACAACAAGUGUUGAUGCAGCCUCAACAGCAAGGGGGGCCACAACAUCAGCGUAUGCCAGGCAUGCAAAACCCCAUGAUGAUGCAACAACAGCAGCAAGUGCCUAGCAAUAUGCAGCCACAAGGACCGAUGCCUAACAUGCAAUGGUUUAAAGCACGUCAAAUGUCGAUGCCUAAUUACCCGCCUCCUUAUCCCCAACGUCAACGCGCACCCCCACAAAUGGGCGGUGGUGGUGGACAACAGUUUGCCGGCGGUAACUUUGGUGGUCCUGGUGGGCCUGGAGAUCAGUAUGCAGUGGCCGCUGCGGCUAUGCAACAAGGCCUAAAACCACCUACACCACAACAACAAAUGGGUGGUAUGCCAGGUGCUGUCGCACAGCAGCAACAACAACAGCAGCAAAUGAUGCAAGCAGGUGGCGUGGUGGGAGGACCCGGUGUAGGAAUGGUGGGUGGUCCCAAUGUAAUGGGACCGCCUACGCCUCACACACUGCAACAGCAACUAAUGCAAUCGGCAGCGCGCUCCUCGCCGCCCAUACGAUCACCGCAACCUACACCGUCACCACGUUCGGCACCAUCGCCACGCGCUGGUGGGCCAUCGGCCUCACCACGCCCGCAACCAUCGCCACAUCAUGUGAUGAGUCAUUCGCCAGCGCCUGGUCCACCGCAUGAUAGCGGUCUACAUAAUCACGUGGGCGGUAUGCAUGCGCCACAUCAAUCACCACUGCCAGGUGGUGUGUCUCAGGAUGUUGGCGUUGGCGGCGGAGUUGUCGGUGGUGGUGGCCCGGGCCAAGCUGUCGCCGAUGCAUCCGAUCAAUUGACCAAAUUUGUGGAACAACUCUAGUGCAGCAAUUAACAGUUGCAGACACCUACUACCACGUUCAGCAACAACAACAACCACAACAACAGCACCAACAAGAUGUACCCGCGUUAUUACUGAGAUAAACCGCAAUUGUGCGUCUAUACAGGUUAAUCAAUCAUAAUACUUUUUGCAGAUCUUUGAUUGAUUUUUUUUAUACUAUUUAUGUUUAUAUUUUUUUUGUGGCAUCACCAUUGAAGUUAUUCAUUUCAAUUUUCUUAUCUCUAAAAAUUAGGUUUAUAAUUCAUUUUUUGCUUUGAAUUAUAUCCAUAGUUAAGAAUAGUGUUUAGAACUCAUUGAAGUUAUGAUCAAACGUUCCAUCGCAACAAGUUACACCUAAUUGUCAUAAGCAUUUAAAGAGUAAUCAUUUGGUUUGCCGAAAGAUGCAUUAGAUGCAUAUAAUCAUAUAAGAAGAAGUACUCCAAAUAGACAAGAUCGAUCAAAGAUACAGUAUGGUGCAGAUACCAAAUUAAAGGUUGGCCGUUACUAAAGUCCUGUUCCCUACAAAACCAUGCAUACAUGCUAAUUACAUUGUAAUUAAUUUUUUUCACUAAACAUUCGAAAAGUCAGUUUUACAUUCAUAUAACAUGAAAUUAAAGUCGUUUACAAGAAAAAGCAUAUAUCACUUUAAGAUUUCAUUUUUAAAAUAUUGGUUGCGCAUUCUUCUUCUCCUUUCUUAUACAUAUAUUAUUGCGUAGGAAACUCCAUUGUGUUCGGCCCUUUGUGCACAUUUAGAAAUAGCUUAAAUUACGUUUUUGUUUAAAUUUGAGUUAAAUUGAUUUCUACUCGUUCUUAAAAUGCUGUUGAACGUAUACACAACCACAUGCACAUACACUGAUAAAUCUAUCUAUAUAUAUAUAGACCUAAUGCAAUUUAAAUGAUUAAUAAUAUACCAUAAAUCAUAUGUAGAUGUAUGUAAAUGUAAUAUAAGACGCAAAAGUUUAUUUUUAUCACUUUGAGGACUGUAAAAGAAUAAAAAAGAUAAAAUCAAAAUAUAAAAUAAUUUUGUAUAAACGGAAAGAAUUAUAGUAAAAAACAAGUCAAAUAUGCAAAUACUAAAAAGCACAUGCACACAUUGUAAAUAUGUAUUUUUUAAGUAACUUAUAUAUACAAUUUAAAUAGGUUUUAGUAACAUUUAAACAAAAGAAACCAAUAUUUAACAAUAACAAAUAAAAAGAAGACCAAUCAAUCAAGCUCCAAUUAGUAAGGUAAUUACAAAUGAACAAGCAAUAGUUUAUAUAUGUGCAAAACUCUUCACGUUUCACAAUUUUUAGAUUGUGAGAUAAUGUUCCGUUAUUUUUCAACAUUACACUGUAAUUAACAUUAUACUUGAAAAAGUUCCAUUAUUUUCGUUGAAAUGAUUUCCAUAAAUGUCUCACACCAAUCUUUUGCUGCAUUGGUGAUUCCUAAAAAGGCAACUGUAGUCUUCACACUGUAGCGUCGCUGUCAACAUUUCUCACCUACAUUGUUUUUACGCUAAAUACAUGUGUAAAGCGUUUUGAUGUACUAUUAUUCUAUGACAUCCAGUAACAAUAUUAAAUGUGCCUUUUCAGUAUUUGUACUUUAAUUGUAAUCUUAUUGCACUAUGUUGGCCACUUGAAUGCUGACUUUUCAUUCGAAUUCAUAUUAUUUCAUCAUUAGAGGCAACUCUAGUUGAUAAUGAAUGCAACAACAUGUACGUAUGUAUGAGUCGCGCUUUAUAGUUUGCUUUACCAGUGAAUUGUGUUUGCAGAGAUUCAAAAUGUUAAAUCUAACAAAUAAUCCUUAUCUAAGAGUAUAUUAAGUAUUCUUUACUUUGUAGAACUAUAUUUAAAGCAAUAUUGAAUUGAGAAGAAGGCCAAUUAAUCACAACAACACAGUAUAACUUCAAAAUAAUUACAAUUGCAACUGUGUAGCUGUGCACAUUUCUACACUUUAACGGAGUUCUUGGUAACGGCACUACGGCACAUCUCAUAAAUAUUUCUAUGCUAUGUCUAAUGAAAGAAAACAAUGUACAUAAGCUAAAUUACACUCAUUCAAAGCCGUCGCAAAUAUUAUACUUGCAGCAAAUAUUACUUGUUUAAUUCACUUUAUUACUCGUUAAUAAUAAUUUAAAACUUAAGUAACUCUUACUUUAUUUUCUUAAAUGUGAACAUUUCAAAUUUCAUACAUACAUAGUAGUAUAAUUAGUGGUACUGUACGCAUGAUUAGUUAUAUUUUGUGAUAGCUUUUUUAUAUGAUAAUAUUUAAUUUUAGUUGAAUUGCUUUUUUUUCUGAUUGGUGGUGUGAUAAAUCAUGCGCCGAAAAAUGUUAGCAUUUUUAAUAUUAUAAUUUAACAUAAUACAUACUUACAUACAUAUAAUUUCGAAUGCCCGUGUACUUUGUAUUAAUUCUUUGGCUAUGAAAAGUGCAUUGGUGUGUUUAGAUUAUACUCUGCAAUUAUUUGGUACGCAAAGAAAUUAUUUACCACCCGUUGACUUGAAAUCCGCCAAUUUUUCCAAGUACAAACACGGUGGUAAGCAAUUUCUUUUCAAGCCUUUUUAUAUUUGAGAAAAUUGAACAUAAAAAAUAUGUACAAUAUCCUUAAUAAAUAUUUAUUACUUCACGCGUAUGUGUGCUUAAAGAGCCGCUCACCAGUGCUUCAAUUGCUUUAUAUACGCAUAAAAAACUACAAGAUUUUGAAAUUUUGAAAUUAAAAUAAAAUGUUUAUAAAACUGCAUAUUUUUUUUAUUACAAUUACGCAAUAGAAAAUAGUUAGCCUAAGUUGUAACUGCAGUCUGUUUUAUGUUUAGACUUGCACAAUUUUCGCGUGAAUAUGUGUUUGUUGUUGUUCGCGCCCGAUAGAUCUGCGCGCCCGCCAACCAACAGCAAACGCACUAUUGCUGGCGAAAAUUGCGCAGCUCGCGUAAUAAAUUAUAAACAAGAAAUAUUUGAAAAUACAAAAUAAGUUAAAAAGAAAGUAUGCAUUGUAUAUACAUAAAUAGUUAGCUUAUAGCGUAGAACAAAACAGCAUAAAUAUUAUAUAAGUUACUUAUUAAAGGUAUGUCAUAAUAUAAAAUAGUAUGUGUAAUUUGUAUGUUAUUACUUAUACUUGUAAUACAAUAUUUUUAAAUGUACAUAUAUACAUAAUUACCUAGCUGCUAAGGAUCAUUAUAUAAGCUAGUUAAUAAGCGUAUAUUGAAAGAUAAUAAAAGCACGGAAAUUUAUUAAAACAAAAAAUUAAAAUUGUUUAAGUAUUGGUUCCAAAAUAUUUGUGAUUUGCAUACCGAUGUACAUACAUGUGUAGGUAUUCGUGUUUCAAUGUGUUUGUGGAUAGCAAGUAAAGUGAGAAUUGUAGAAAAUGUUAGGUAAUCUAAUAUACCUAAAACGCUAUAUUUACACUAUAUAUACAAAUAUUAUUUUCUUACAAGUUCGUAGUUUUGAAAGUCAAGUGUGGUCUUAUUAAAAUUAUUAAAAUAAUACAUUAAAUUUGUGACGAUCUCUUCAACUCCACUUUUUAUGCAUAAUGUUUGAUAUAUGUUAAUUUGUGAAAAAAUAAAAAUUAAAAGUUUUUAAAGGUUGAUAAUCACUACAUGUAAAGUAUUAGUCUAUUUUAAAUUUAAAUAUAAACAACAUAAUAUUAUGUUAUAAAAAUGAUACACUUUUUAGUAAGGAAAAAUCAUACAUAUAUGCUAUGCACCGAUUGCUGAAAAGGAAUCUGCCAACAAGCUGGAAUCAAGAAUACGACAAUUACUAAUUACUAGUAAUGAUUAACGCGUAAAACGUAAUGCGCCGUCUGUGAAAUACUGUGAAAUACCGUUAAAUAACAUGUGUCUAACUAUAGAGCAAAUUAAGUAUAUUUUGGUGGUUUAAUAUUGUAUGUAUAUAUGUAUAAGUAAGCGUUUAUUACUAGCCUGAAAAUAUGAAAUUAAACAAUUUAAAUGAGAAAUGUGCCUGCCAAGCACAUCACAACAUACAUACAUACAUUGCAAACGAUUUAAUUGACAUAACAUACAAAAAAAAUGUAAAUGCCAGAAGCUUAAGUUGUACGCGGUCUGAUAGUAAAUAAAAAAUAGUUACUAAAUAAAAAAGCGUAAUAAAAAUAAAAUUUUGAUUAACAAAAUAAAAAUUAACAUAGUUGUAGAAAUUGAUCAAUCCGCAAUCAGUUAAAAAAUGCAUAAAUUGUUGCUGAACAUAUAUGCCACGCAUAGCUUGUUUUUAUAGGUCAUUUGCAUGUGAUUGCAUGUGAAAUUGUGUGCGGUUAUGCGACAGCGCAGCAACUAAGUAAAAUCUAUAAAAUAGCAAAAAAAA
Messenger RNA from Zeugodacus cucurbitae (melon fly), 14907 nucleotides. It is a transcript of the gene nej, whose product is annotated as CREB-binding protein. The coding region runs from base 1201 to 10623 and encodes 3140 amino acids. The transcript has 17 exons. Lineage: Eukaryota; Metazoa; Arthropoda; Insecta; Diptera; Tephritidae. The record is from RefSeq and is a predicted model, not a curated record. Gene Ontology annotation, cellular component: histone acetyltransferase complex; transcription regulator complex. Gene Ontology annotation, biological process: positive regulation of transcription by RNA polymerase II. Gene Ontology annotation, molecular function: zinc ion binding; chromatin DNA binding; histone acetyltransferase activity.